AUGCCGCGAUCCAUCCACGAGUGGCGGCAUUGGUCCAUCGGCGAUGUGAUCGCAGGUACCACCAUCGCUGUCACCAGUCUCCCGCAGUAUAUCGCCUAUGCAGAGCUUGCAGGACUUUCAGGCUAUCGAGGCAUCGCAGCUUCCGGGCCGCCCUUGGUGUUCUUUGCCUUCCUGACGGGAAACCCAUGUCUCAGCAUCGGCGUGACUUCGAUCACGGCACUCAUGGCGAUCUCAGACCUCAAAGGAGGGGAGUACAAGGAGCUCUACGGUGAGGAGGCCUGGGAGAAUGUCCUUGGCAUGUACUCCGUGAUGGUCGGCGUCGCCUCUGUAGUGCUCGCGAUGCUGGGCGCUGCACAGUUGGUGAAGCACAUCCCGGGACCUGUGAAGGCAGGCUGGAAGCUCGGCUUCGCACUUUGUGCAUUCGGAGCCCAAGCCCCCAGUGCUGCCUUUGCCCAUGCAGCGACACUAAAGCGCAUCUGCACCCUGCCGCAUCUCCACGGUUCCCCACUCCAAGGCGGCGCAGCCACCAUGUAUCGUUUGGGAUGGACUUUAACGCAUCCACACUACUGGGAUGCGGAAGCGGUCCUCUUCUCCGUGAUGACGCUGCUGAUCGUC
Molecule: messenger RNA, 615 nt
Organism: Symbiodinium necroappetens
Lineage: Eukaryota; Dinophyceae; Suessiales; Symbiodiniaceae
Source: the annotation of a GenBank genome assembly